Lethenteron reissneri (Far Eastern brook lamprey) is the source of this 2396-nucleotide messenger RNA. It is a transcript of the gene IQCE, whose product is annotated as IQ motif containing E. The record is from RefSeq and is a predicted model, not a curated record. Lineage: Eukaryota; Metazoa; Chordata; Hyperoartia; Petromyzontiformes; Petromyzontidae. Gene Ontology annotation, molecular function: protein binding.
CAUCCCUCCCAGUCUCCCUCUGACUCUCUCCACCAGCACGAUCUCUCCGCUCUCCCCGUCUCCACCAGUUCUCUCUCCUCUCCCUCCCACUGCCAUCACCAUCAUCAACAUCAUUCCCCCCCUCGUCUUCUUGCUCGCCCGGGGACGAGAGGAGACGCAGCCAUGCCGAGCAGCACCGGGGAGCCGGCGGGUCACGCGGUACUGAGGCAGCGCGGGCGGGCUGGCGGGCCCGCGGGCGGGCAGGGGGACCAGGGAGACGUGGACGUGCGGUCUCUCGACUCGCGCUCCUCCUCGCCCGACCCCGCCACCCCCCUGCGCCGAGCCUCCCUCAAGAGCAAGAAGUCCACCAAGGGAAGCAAAAAGUUGUCCAAGUCCGCCAAGUCCCCUUAUGAGGGUGGAGUCCCUCGUGGCGGCGCCUGGCGCUCACUCACCGGCUCGGUCACCGCGUACGCCGAGCCCAUGGGGACCCGGACACCACGACAGAUGUGGCUGCACUCACUCCGCCAGGGCAAUGGGCUCACUCAGUCCCUGAAGAGGCCGGGCUUCGAGAGCGCGGGGGGCAAUGGGAGCGGAGUCCCCGACUACCUGAAAGAGGCGCUGGGCAUGACAAGGCCCCGGCACGCACGCUCUUCCCACACCGGCUACGUGCCCGGAACCCCCGACUACAAGGAGCGCGAGGCGAUGUACGACGAGAUCCUGGAGCUGAAGAAGGCACUGACAGCUGAGCGCGCGGCGCUGGAGACGAUGCGCACGCGAGCCCGGCGCCUCGAGGCCGAGGGGGCACGCAAGGACAAGCAGCUGGAGCAGCUGCUGAUGCCGCAAGCGCAGGGGUCGGAGUUCACCCGCAGCCUGGGUGACCGCAAGAGGGAGUCCGGAGCGGUGAUUAACGGCCUCAAGCAGAGGGUGCUCAAGCUGGAGCAGCAGUGCAGGGAGAAGGACACGGCGCUGACGCGUCUGCGGGAGGAUGUGCGCUGUACCAGCCUGGAGGAGAUGCGCGUCGCAGCGGAGACCUACCUACUGGAGAUCGACCGGUUGAGGGAGGCGCUUGCUGCCGUGGCUCCGACCCCAGCGAGUAGGGAAGGAGGCGCUGCAGGUCGGCACAAGGAGAAGGCGUUGGGUGCCGCGCUGCGCCGCCUCUCGGAGAAGCACGCGCUGGUGCAGCAGGACAACGCCCGACUGCGCUCCGAGCUCAGCGUCGCACACGCAGCUCCACCGCCAGUACCACCGCCAGCACCGCCACACACGGGGACCAGUGGCACCACCGCACCGCAGCAGCAGCAGCCCGUGCAACGCGAAGCUGGGAACCGCACCGUAUCGGCUCGCCGCACGGCAGCGCUGGAGGAGGGUUCUGCUGGUGCGGGUGGCGAGGACGGGCAGGACGCGGUGCGUCUGCGCGGCGCCGUGCGGCGUCUCAAGGAGGACAGGCGUGCGCUGCAAGGAGAGCUCGCCCAGAGGGACAAGGAGAUCCAGCAGCUGAGGCGGGCGACCUCUGAUCUGGAAGUGGAAAAUAAGCGACUGUCGGUGCGGCACGCGGAGGAGCAAAUGCGAGAGGAGGUCCGGGCUCUUCAGGAAAAGUUGCGGUGUGUGGAGCGGGAGCUUGAGGAGGAGCGGAGACGUGGGGAGGAGCGGAGACACAGAGGGGAACGCGACCUAAGCCCCGCCACUGCUGGCACCGCGAGCCAAUCCCGGCACAGCUCUUCAGACUCGCAGGGACGCAACGGCCAAUCGAGGCAAAGCUCUACGGACUCGCAGAGACCGAGCGGCCAAUCGCGGCACAGCUCUCCAAAGUCGGACAGGGGCAGCCGAUCGCGGCCGUGCUCGGCGAGUCCCGAGCGAGGAAGAGGACGGAGCGGUGCCGCUCAGCGGGCGAGGAGAGCCGAGGCAGCCGUGGUAAUCCAGCGGCAGUGGCGACGCCACCGUUAUACGGAGAAGAGUGACGAGAUCGACGAGGCAGCACAGCUGAUCCAGUCUGUGAUGCGAAGCCACGGAACUCGACGCCGCCUCCUCAUUGAGCAGGGCCCCGGCCACGCCGCAGAGGAGGGGGCAGACCCAGCCAUCGUUCUCAUCCAAUCGGCUGUCAGGGCUCACAUCGCAAGGCGUGCACAGCUGGAAAACAGAGCCCAGGCCGAGCCGACCUCAACAUUCACGCCCUCGCCAACCGGCUAUGCAGUGGAUACGGUGGGGGCCACUGCGCGGCUGGCACUGUGAAGGCCAUGCCCCCCUCUGCCCCCCCCCUCCGCCCCCCGUGUUUGAGGGCCCCCCACUCUCUGGUGCAAUAACCGCGGAGUCCUCGGUGAAUUGUUGAUGACGCCGAUUGCGGGUGUUGAUUGGACAGGGUGUGUGAUGCUGGUCGGAUUGCGUUUGCACUGGCGAUGUGAGAGUCACAUUCAGAAUAA